AGCCUGCCGAGGCAAGUUGCAACGCUGUGCCACUGCAAAUUGCAAUUUGCCGAUCCCGGGCCUAUAUAUGAAUAAUGCAUUCGUAGUUCACUCCAUGUAGCUUCCGCUUCACCAGUCCGCUCGACUAAGACAUUCAUUCUCUUCCCAAUCAUGCUCCAUCUCAGGUUUCAACUCUGCUUGCUUGUUCUGUAUCCUAAUCAAGGGCGGAAGUAGACCUGGAACCCAGUUUUGAAUCAGCAAGAUGGCUCCCACCAGCAUUCUUAUCAUCGGCGCCACUGGUUACAUUGGGCGGCACAUUGCCCUGGCAGCCGCAGCGGCGCCCGAGGUUGCGGCAUUUGCCCUCAUCAGCAAGGCGACAGCUGGCAAGCUGGAGAGGAAGGAGGUGCUGGACCAGCUGCGCAGCGCAGGCGUCCAGUUUCUGGAGGGAGACUUGUACGACCACUUCAGUCUAGUUGCGGCGCUGAAGCAGGUGUCAAUAGUGAUCUCCACGGUGGGCUAUGCCCAGCUGAGCGACCAGACCAAGAUCAUUGACGCCGCCAAGGAGGCUGGGACGAUCACGCGGUUCCUACCGUCUGAGUUUGGGCUUGGCCCCAGUGAGAAGACAAUCGAGGCAUUUGGGGACCUUGCUCCGAUCUGGGCGAUCAAGAAGACAGUGCUUCCCGCACUGAUCGAGUCAGGCAUCCCUUACACAGUUGUUUGGUCCAACUGUUUUGCCGGCUACUCUCUGCCGGGUCUUGGCGCACUAGGACCUCCCGUUGCGGACGAAGUCACGGUCUUUGGCUCAGGGGACGUGAAGGGCGUGAUUGUCGACGAGGGGAACAUCGGGACGUACGCGAUCAAAGCGGCGCUCGACCCUCGCGCCGCCAACAAGACGGUUCACUUGGAGCCCCCGCAGAAUGUCGUCACCCAAAACGAGCUGAUUGCACUUGCGGAGAAGGUCCGGGGAAAGACGUACAAGCGUCGAACCGUGUCUGCCGAGGAGCUUAUUCAGCAAUAUCAAACUUUCGACCCGUCUAUCAAGUUCUUGCCCUACCUCAACUACGCCAUCUGGAUUGGCGGUGACUCGUUUCACCAUCCACUGCCUGAGGGCCACGUGUCAUCCGUCGACCUGUACCCGGAUGUGGAGUACAAGUCAAUUGCUCAGCUUCUUUAGGAAUAGGUUCAGCUUUGAAUAUUGCAAUAUCAAAUCUGAAGACAUUGCGGCUGUACCCUGUCGCGGUCCUGGACACGUGUACAGCCUAAGUUAAUGUUGGUACCUUCUAAGACAACCUGGUUUUUAAUUUCUGAAUCAAUUCGAGGCUUAAUGCAACAAUUUCAGAAACCAACUUAGUUGCAUUUGACUCGCUCGUGGGUUCCAGGAUCCGCAUUGCAAGACAAGUCGAUCGUGCUGGGACUCAGCCAUUAAGGGCUGCUGUGAUUCAAUUGUAGGUCCAUAUGGAGAGCUUAGAAACAAAUUGUGUUAUAAGAUCAGGUCGAUUGCGUGGGCUUGCAGGAACCUUAGUCGAGUCUGUUACAUGUAGGAUAAGAUUACAAUAGCUAGUAAGCCUUUAACUUUAUAGCAACGGAAGAGUUGAGAUGGAUAUUCAGGUAAGAGGUCGCGGUCAUGAGAACCAGAUGUUGCGUCGGCCAAUAGUCUCAACAGGCU
This is a messenger RNA of Klebsormidium nitens, 1645 nucleotides long. NCBI's taxonomy places the organism in Eukaryota, Viridiplantae, Streptophyta, Klebsormidiophyceae, Klebsormidiales, Klebsormidiaceae. The record is from the annotation of a GenBank genome assembly.